This is a messenger RNA of Meloidogyne enterolobii, 2906 nucleotides long. The record is from the annotation of a GenBank genome assembly. NCBI's taxonomy places the organism in Eukaryota, Metazoa, Nematoda, Chromadorea, Rhabditida, Meloidogynidae.
UUAUGUUUACUCGCGGCAUCGGUAGAGGUGUGGGAAACGUUCGUGGAGGUGGUGAUACUAAUGUCGGAACUGGUUCAGGCUUUGUUGGAGGUGGAGAUUCCUCAAAUUGUCAAAAUAACAUGGGGUCUUUUGGCCGUGGUGGUCGUGGGAACUCAUCCUUUGGCGUGGGAACUCAUCCUGGACUUGAUGACCCUUCUGGUCAAGUUGGAGGAGAUUCUUUUGGCCGUGGUGGUCGUGGUAACUCAUCCUUUGGCGUGGGAACUCAUCCUGGACUUGGUGACCCUUCUGGUCAAGUUGGAGGAGAUUCUUUUGGCCGUGGUGGUCGUGGUAACUCAUCUUUUGACACUGGAAGUGUGCCUGCUCGCGGCAUUGGUCGAGGUUCGGGCAACGGUCGUGGUGGUGGUAAUUCUUCUGUCGGACCUGGUACGGGCUCUUCUGCUGGAGUUGGCGAUUUUUCAAAUAAUCAAAAUGGUAUGGAGUCUUCUAUUGGACACGGCCGUGGUGGGCGUGGGAACUCAUCUUUUGGCGUUGAAGGUGCUGACCCUUCUUUUGGUCAAGUUGGAGGAGGCCCUACUUUUGGCCGUGGUGGGCGUGGGCACUCAUCUAUCGCCGCUGGAGGUGCCGACCCUUCUUUUGGUCAAGUUGGUGGAGACUCUUCCUUUGGCCGUGGUCAUGGUAACUCAUCUUAUGACACUGGAGGUGUGCCUGCUCGUGGCAUUGGUCGAGGCAACGGUCGUGGAGGUGGUGAUACAGGCUUAACUGUUGGAGCGAGAGAUUCUUCAAAUGGUCAAAAUAACAUGGGGUCUUCUUCUGGCCGUGGUCGUGGGAACUCAUCUUUUGACGCUGGAGGUCCUGACCCUUCUUUUGUUAGAGCUAGAGGAAACUCUUCUGGUGGUCGUAGUUUUUUUGCAACUGGUUCAAAUUCCGUUGAAGUGCAACAAAAUGCUCCUAACGUGAAUGAUAACAACAGCUACUUCAAUCGUGAGAAGGUGACCACAGAAGAUUCUGUAAACUGUACUACGGUCGAUCAAGUCGGAAACAAUAAUGGAGUUCAAAAUUCUGAUGAGAAGCCUAUUAGUCGCGGGUUUGCGCUUCGUGAACGUUUGGUCGACGAUUUGUAUAAGGAUGAUGAGAUAUUCAAACAUCAAUAUGUUGAUAUCGCUGAUGCUGACGAUGAUGUUAUGAUUACUGGAGUUAAUGUUAAACUGAUUUUGGAGUCGUGGACUGAAUUCAACAUGGAUCCAGUACUCAAAGAAAAUAUUACUGUCAAGUCCAAUUAUAUUCGCCCGCGCAAAAUUCAAAAACAUGUUAUUCCAUACGUUCUUUCUGGUUAUGAUUUGAAAGGUCAUUCAGAGACAGGAAGUGGCAAGACCGGAGCUUUUUUGAUUCCAAUCAUUCAAAAAAUUCUUGCUGAUCCUUCCUCACAGCGUCAACCGUCUGAAAUAGCGGCCCCGUUUGCACUUGUUUUAUCGCCCACGCGUGAAUUAUGUCUUCAAAUUUAUGAUCAAUGCCGUAAAUUUGCCAAUGGAACUUUUGUCAAAAUCACGCGUGCAUAUGGACAAUUUAAUUUUGGUGUUAAUCUUGGUCAGCUUAAAGAAGGAUGCGAUAUUUUAAUUGCUACUACUGGUCGUCUUAUGCAUUUAAUUAAAGAUAAACAUAUUGAUUUGUCAGAAUUGAAAUAUUUUGUUUUGGAUGAGGCUGAUCGUAUGCUUGAAAAUAAUUUUCUUACUUCUGUUCGAGAAAUUAUUGAAUCGCCAAAUUUCCCUUCAAAGGAAAAACGUCAAACAAUGAUCUUCUCUGCUACGUUCCCUCCGGAAAUUGAGGAACUCGCAAAUGAAAUUCUUCGUUCAGAUUAUGUAACCGCUUCAAAUAACAAACCAGUGUCUGCAAACAAUCGUGUUAAACAAAGUUUUUUGAAUGUUGAAUCUGAUAAGAUGGAAUGUCUCAAAGAAAUGUUGGAUAAAGAAGUUAAAACGGCGGCAGAGAAAAAUCCUGAAAAUCCAAAGCCUCGUCGUACUCUUGUUUUUGUCGAGACUCGCCGUGAUGCUGAUCGCCUUGCUGUUUAUCUUAAUGAGAAUGGCAUUAAAUCUCUUACACUUAAUGGAGAACGUAAGCAAUCGGAAAGAGAAAUGGCACUUCGAAAAUUUGAUAGAGGAUUUAUUGAUGUUCUUGUUGCGACUGAUGUUUGUGCUCGUGGAAUUGAUAUUAAAGGAUUGGAACAUGUUAUUAACUAUGAUUUGCCUCAGGAUGCUGUCACUUAUGUUCAUCGUAUUGGUCGUACUGGCCGUUUGGUUACUGGUUAUUCAACGAGUUUUGUUGAUUUGAAAAAGAAUGCAAAUCUCAUUCCGGAAUUGAUUAAAAUUCUUCAAAGUUCUUCUACACCUGUUCCACAAUUUAUGGCUGGAUAUACUGCCAACGAAUCUGUUACAUAUGUUCCUUAUAACCAAAAGAAACAAAUUUCGACAGAAUUUGAAAAUGGUGUUCAAAAUUAUCAAAACGGGUUCGAUAAUGGUGACAAUACAAAUGAUGUUUGGAAUAACAAUGAGCCUCAAGUUGAACCUUUUAUCGACACUGCACUUGUCAAGAACACACCUGUCGUCAAUACUGCUCCUGCUCAGAGUAUUGAAAGAUCCUCUGACUAUUGGGCUAGUGCAAUCAAACAACCAACUAAAUCUUCUUUUGUCCAGAAUGGCGCUAAACCGAUGGUUCAAACUCGUGUGGCUCCAGCAGCUCAAACUCAUGUUGCUCCAGCAGCUCAAACUCAUGUUGUUCCAGUAGCUCAAACUCAAUUUGCACCAGUAGCUCAAACUCGUGUCGUGCCAGCAGCUCACUCGGUUGCGCAAGAAAACAAUAAUGAUUGGGACAAAAAUGAUAAUUGGGAGGAUAUUGAUAAUUCUUGGAAUUGA